AUGGCAUUUCAUGGCUUAUCCCGAACCGCUCGGAGCCUCCGCAAGCUCCGCCAGCGCCACUCGUCUCUCUCCGCCGUGCACACUUAUUUCCACUCGCCUCCACCCUCCGCCGACUCGUGCCACCUCUUCCAAGUCUCCGGAAUUUUUCCCUCCAAAAAUCAAGUUUACAAUGACAGCAAUUCAUUCCGGUCAAUUGGAGCCUAUCACCAUCUUCUUCAGUAUUCUAGCUUUUCCACUGUACCAUCCGAUGAGAAACGAGAAAAAUCGAAAAAUUCCAAGGGUAAUGAGUGUGAUCGGUCGUGGAUUGAUGUUUAUUUACCGGAAAAGGCGCGGCCCUACGCUCGGCUCGCUCGGCUGGACAAGCCGAUAGGGACUUGGCUCCUGGCUUGGCCGUGUAUGUGGUCAAUUACGAUGGCGGCAGCUCCAGGGAGCCUUCCGGAUAUUAAGAUGAUGAUGAUUUUUGGAACAGGGGCGUUGCUGCUGCGUGGCGCAGGGUGCACUGUCAAUGAUCUAUUAGAUCGAGAUAUUGACACCAAGGUAGACAGGACAAGGUCAAGGCCCAUAGCAAGUGGUGUACUUUCACCCUUCCGGGGAAUUUGUUUUCUUGGUUUUCAAUUGCUUUUGGGGUUGGAAAUUCUUCUGCAACUGAACAAUUUUAGCCGUGUUCUGGGAGCUUCAUCUCUGCUGCUUGUCUUUUCAUACCCUCUGAUGAAGAGACUGACGUAUUGGCCUCAGGCCUAUCUUGGAUUGACAUUUAACUGGGGUGCUUUACUUGGUUGGGCUGCUGUUAGAGGAAGCCUUGAUCCUGCUAUAGUGAUCCCUCUUUAUGCAUCUGGUGUAUUUUGGACCCUCGUUUACGAUACAAUUUAUGCACAUCAGGACAAGGAAGACGAUAUGAGAGUGGGUGUCAAAUCAACAGCCUUGAGGUUUGGAGAUUCAACGAAAGAAUGGAUUUCUGGCUUUGGAGCAGCAUGUAUCGGUAGCCUUGCUCUUAGUGGAUAUAAUGCCAAUCUUGAAUGGCCAUAUUACGUAUUCUUAGCUGGUGCAUCGACACAAUUAGCUUGGCAGAUAUUCACAGUUGACCUUUCAAGCCGUGCUGAUUGCAACAGAAAAUUUGUAUCCAAUAAAUGGUUUGGAGCUAUUAUCUGCAGUGGGAUUCUCUUUGGAAGACUCGUAUCUUAGCACCAGAGUCACGGUCGAUGGCUUUCCUUAUCUUGAAUACAUUCCAAACAGCACCCGCACAAUGCCCUGCAGUUUCAAACGCGUGCUCCAUCGUCUCUCCAGCUUUGUCUCCAUACCUGCUUUUCCAUAAACCGAAGAUGAAACACAGUUCAGAACAGAAGAUCUCGAGUGCCAUAACUCGGCCUGCAUUGGCUUACCUGUUUGCAUCAAGCAUUGUCAUUUCUUUUCAGCGGCUUCAGCUGCGUCUGUUAUUUUGUCUGUGGAUUCACAACAUGACCAUAAACUGAUUUUAAACAUUUACAAGAAACGAGAAAACUCGUGUCUGAAUUGAAAUACGAGGAAACACUUGAAAGGAACUUACUAAGGAGUGCAUCAAGGGAAGCCAAGAGCACUUCUCCCGGCACCAUAGACAUGAAAGGCCGGGAUUGAACAAUUGGCGCCAUGACUGCACCAGAAGCACCCUCAGCCACAUUAAGCAUGGCUUUGCUCAAUUUCUGUCAUCUUCGACAAUCUCCUCGCGCUGCCACAAAAUAUAUAGUAUAUAAUUUUGAAUUUCAUGUACGAUAUUAUUGUGAGUGAAGAUACUGUUUCAAGGUUC
Messenger RNA from Salvia miltiorrhiza (redroot sage), 1780 nucleotides. Its product is annotated as 4-hydroxybenzoate polyprenyltransferase, mitochondrial. Gene Ontology annotation, biological process: ubiquinone biosynthetic process. Lineage: Eukaryota; Viridiplantae; Streptophyta; Magnoliopsida; Lamiales; Lamiaceae. Bases 1 to 1182 code for a protein of 393 amino acids. The record is from RefSeq and is a predicted model, not a curated record. Gene Ontology annotation, cellular component: mitochondrial inner membrane. The transcript has 10 exons. Gene Ontology annotation, molecular function: prenyltransferase activity.